This is a messenger RNA of Stegodyphus dumicola, 1308 nucleotides long. RefSeq lists its product as uncharacterized. The record is from RefSeq and is a predicted model, not a curated record. NCBI's taxonomy places the organism in Eukaryota, Metazoa, Arthropoda, Arachnida, Araneae, Eresidae.
AUGGAUUUCACCUGUAGGGCUUUAAAUACUCCUAUAUCGCAAGUUUAUUUUCAUACUGAUUCCACUAUUGUAUUAGCCUGGAUAAGAUCUCAUGCAAGCCGAUGGAAGACCUUCGUCGCCAACAGAGUAGCAAAAAUCCAGACUUUAUCUUCUCCUGUCCAGUGGCAUCAUGUGAGUGGAAAUGCUAAUCCUGCUGAUCUUGCAACGCGUGGUGUGUCAUCAUCUGCACUGGUUACUUCAUUGUGGCUACGUGGUCCAGAUUUAUUGUAUAAUUUAUUUCCUUUUCAGCAAGCAUUAUCUGCACCACUACUGAAUGAUUCUGUGCCAGAGCAAAGAUGUGCUUUACAGUCAACAACUGCUGCCAGUCACUUGACAGACGCUCAUGAUUUAUUUUAUAAAUAUUCUUCUCUCACUAAACUUAAACGUGUUGUAGCAUUAUGUCUGAGAGCAUCUGUCACUAAUCAAUUGAUGAGCGAUUUGCCGUCUAGUCGCGUUUCGCCUGCUCCUGCGUUUUUGCGCUGUGGAGUGGAUUACGCAGGUCCUUUUCAAAUUAAAGCAAAUAAGGGUCGAGGCUCUAGGUCAUUCAAGGCAUAUAUAGCUCUAUUUGUUUGUUUUACGACAAGAGCUAUUCACCUAGAAUUGGUGACUGAUCUUUCAGCAGAUGUUUUUAUUGCAGCUCUUGAGAGGUUCAUUUCCCGCAGAGGCAAAAGCAGUGAUAUAUAUAGCGAUUGUGGUUCCAAUUUUGUUGGAGCAAAACGCAAACUGAUGGAAUUUGAAAGGCUUGCUAGAUCUGCAACUUAUAACCAAAAUGUUAGCAGAUAUUUGGUUGAUAAUGGCAUUAAAUGGCAUCUAAACGUUCCACGUGCGCCACAUAUGGGUGGACUCUGGGAAGCUAGCAUAAAAUCAACAAAAUACCGUUUAAAACGAGUAGUUGCAUUGACGCCUGGUCAUUUUCUUAUUGGUAGAUCAUUAACAAGCAUUCCUGAACCAAAUUGCAUUGAAGUUUCCCAUCUCACUAGAUGGCAACAUAUUCAAAAAAUGGUUCAACAAUUUUGGAAGCGUUGGCACAAAGAAUAUCUGUGUCGAUUACAACAAAGACCAAAAUGGCUUUUGCCAACUAAAAAUCUUCAAGUUAAUGAUCUGUGUCUCAUAAAGGAGGAUAACUUACCUCCAACUAAAUGGAAAAUGGGUAGAAUUACUCAGUUACAUCCUGGUUUUGAUAAUAUUGUUAGGAUUGUGACUAUUAUUAAGACUUCAGAUGGCAUGGUUAAAAGAAAUAUUACAAAAUUGUGUUCAUUACCAAUUUGA